GAAUGCGAUGAUAAGUCGUGACCCCUUGGGAUAGUAUUCAGUCAAUUACUGACAUGUGAAGGAAGAUGUGGACUCAUUUCAUAGUGUGUUGUGUCUUCGCGGCCAGUGUUUUAGGGCAAGAAAAAGAUGACGAGCCAGAAGCGCACGAAGCCAAACAGCUCAAAGAAGGGGAGCAGAAGCUCAGCGAGCAGAUACUCCAAGUGCUGGAGCACUUCAAGAGCCCCGACCCGGUGGGGCUGCCCGGGGCCAACAUCCCCGAUCCCUACCCCGUGCCCGACACCAAGCAGUCCUUUAGUGUGACCACUAUGAACUUCAAGAAUAUGGCAGUCUAUGGGAUCAGCAAGUUCAAGAUUAUUUACAUUGAUGCUGAGGUUGGGGAUAUGGAGGUGCACGCGGCCAUGUUGAUCGACAAGCUGCAGGUGCGCGGCAACUACACCAUGUCGACGUGGCUGAGCCGCUCCUCGGGCCCCUUCACCGUGGACCUGUCGGGGCUGCGGGUCACCGCGCGGGCCAACCUGGGCGUGGCCCGCGACGGACACCUGCGCGCGCAGGACAUCGUCAUGGACAUCAACUUCGACAAGAUCGACAUGAACUUCGAGAACCUCGGCUUCUUCGGCAGCAUGUUCCAGGGCAUGGUCAACACUAUUGGCACCUUCCUCUUCGACUCAAUUAAACCCUUCAUCCUCAAGGAGGCCUACACCAAGAUAAGGACAGAGAUUAACACCAAGCUUGAUGAAGUCGCCGGUGAUAUGCAGUUCCCUAACUCUAUCUCGCCGCUCGAUAUGGUCAUAGCCGACACGCGCAGGAAGGUCGAGGAGAUGAAGUGGGAUCCCUACAAGGUCAAGGAUUACAACACGAGCGUUAGUAUAUUUGACGUCGCGCUGAGCAACACCUGGCUCACGGGGAUAUCCUCUUUCCAUAGAGUCGGCAACAUCACGCUGAAGAUGGAGAACAAUACGGCUAUUGCUGAUUUCGAAAUUGGAACGCAGAAGCUGCAGGGUAUGACGCAGUGGGAUAUCUCAGCUGUGAGUGGUCUGCUGUCGCGGGCGGGGAGCGCGUCCUUCUCGGUGGAGUACAUGAGCGCGCGGCUGGUGCUGGCGCAGCCGCUGGACACGAGGAAGCGGCCGCAGUUCCGCGACCUGGACCUGGAGGUGGGCAACAUCCAGGUGCGCUGCGACGGAGCCGGGACCCUCGACUACGUCAUUGAGUUCGUGGUCAAUGUACUGCCGAAUCUGUUGAGGUACCAGAUAAUGGAUGCGGUUGAAGGCCCAGUGAAGGAGAAGGUGCAGCAGGAGCUGAACAAGAUCAACGUGGAGGAGAUCAUCAAGGAGGAGCUGAUGCCCAAGGCCGACCUGCUGCAGGAGCAGGGGUUCAAGCUGUCCUCACUGAAGGAUCUGCCGGUCGACGCCGCCGAAGAGUACAACGUAGAUGAUUUUUUCAACUUCUAAGAAUUACUUAGUUGACGAAUACUUAAGUUAAAUCAACAUUUAUUUAUUAGGUUUAUGAUUAGGUAUGCAAAUAAAGCUUAUUAUGUUCGAACCGG
Plutella xylostella (diamondback moth) is the source of this 1543-nucleotide messenger RNA. RefSeq lists its product as uncharacterized. The record is from RefSeq and is a predicted model, not a curated record. Gene Ontology annotation, molecular function: lipid binding. NCBI's taxonomy places the organism in Eukaryota, Metazoa, Arthropoda, Insecta, Lepidoptera, Plutellidae.